CCCUUGCUCGCGCCGCGCGGCGAGACGUUGGGAGGCGCGCGCGGCCUCUCAUUGGCUGAGCUGGAGCGGAAGGUCCGUUGCUCGACGGUUGAGAGGAAGAAAGGAAAAGGGGGGGAAGCGAGAGAGAGGGCGAGAGGAGGCGGCUCGCGCAGGCGCAGAAGCGCUCCCUGGCUGGCUGAGGCGAGGCCUACCGCGCUGCCGCUUCCGUGAGGGGGAGAGAAGGGAGACCCGGCCGCCGCAUUCGCCUCCGCCGCCCUCCCCGCCGCCGCCAUCAUGAGCGUGGAGGCGUACGGGCCGAGCUCGCAGACGCUGACCUUCCUGGACACGGAGGAGGCCGAGCUGCUGGGCGCCGACACGCAGGGCUCCGAGUUCGAGUUCACCGACUUCACCCUCCCCAGCCAGACCCAGACGCCGCCCGGAGGAGCCGGCGCCGCCGCAGCAGGAGCGGGCCCCGGCGGCAGCAGCGCCGCCGGGCAGGGCAACCCCGCCGCGCCCGGAGGAGGAGGAGCCGGAGGGCUGCCCUCGGCCGUGGGGCCCGGACAGCUCGAUGCCCAGAUCAACGGACCUGAUGGCAUCCUUCAGAAUGGGGCCCUGGAUGACAGCGUGGCCAAAACCAGCCAGCUCCUGGCAGAACUCAACUUUGAGGAGGACGAGGAAGACACCUACUACACCAAGGACCUUCCUGUGCAUGCCUGCAGCUAUUGCGGCAUCCACGACCCAGCGUGUGUGGUCUACUGUAACACCAGCAAGAAGUGGUUCUGCAAUGGACGUGGGAAUACAUCUGGCAGCCACAUUGUGAAUCAUCUUGUGAGAGCCAAAUGCAAGGAAGUGACUCUUCACAAGGACGGGCCCCUGGGAGAAACUGUCUUGGAGUGUUACAACUGCGGCUGCCGUAACGUCUUCCUCCUGGGCUUCAUUCCAGCCAAGGCUGACUCGGUGGUCGUCUUGCUGUGCAGGCAGCCUUGCGCUAGCCAGAGCAGCUUAAAGGAUAUCAACUGGGACAGCUCUCAGUGGCAGCCUUUGAUCCAAGACCGCUGCUUCCUCUCCUGGCUGGUCAAAAUUCCUUCGGAGCAGGAACAGCUGAGAGCACGGCAGAUCACGGCGCAGCAAAUCAACAAGCUGGAAGAACUCUGGAAGGAGAACCCGUCCGCCACCCUGGAGGACUUGGAGAAGCCCGGCGUCGAUGAAGAGCCGCAGCACGUCCUGCUCCGGUACGAGGAUGCCUAUCAGUACCAAAACAUCUUUGGGCCGCUGGUCAAGCUCGAGGCGGACUACGACAAGAAGCUGAAGGAGUCCCAGACCCAAGACAACAUCACCGUGAGAUGGGACCUGGGCUUGAACAAGAAGAGGAUCGCUUACUUCACUCUGCCAAAGACUGAUUCAGAUAUGCGGCUGAUGCAGGGCGAUGAAAUCUGCCUGAGGUACAAAGGAGAUCUGGCCCCACUGUGGAAAGGAAUCGGCCAUGUCAUUAAGGUUCCUGACAAUUAUGGCGACGAGAUAGCCAUCGAGUUGCGGAGCAGCGUUGGUGCCCCGGUGGAGGUGACCCACAACUUCCAGGUGGACUUUGUGUGGAAGUCGACCUCCUUCGACAGAAUGCAGAGUGCCCUCAAGACGUUUGCUGUGGACGAAACCUCUGUUUCUGGCUACAUCUAUCACAAGCUCCUGGGUCACGAAGUGGAAGACGUCAUUAUCAAAUGUCAGCUGCCGAAGCGCUUCACAGCACAAGGACUUCCUGACCUCAACCACUCUCAGGUAUAUGCUGUGAAGACUGUCUUGCAGCGCCCCUUGAGCCUCAUCCAGGGCCCCCCCGGGACAGGGAAGACGGUCACAUCUGCUACCAUUGUGUACCACCUGGCCAGGCAGGGCAAUGGGCCUGUGCUGGUUUGUGCCCCGAGUAACAUAGCCGUGGACCAGCUGACCGAGAAGAUCCAUCAGACGGGCCUGAAAGUGGUGCGCUUGUGUGCGAAGAGCCGCGAGGCGAUUGACUCCCCCGUGUCUUUCCUGGCACUGCACAACCAGAUCAGAAACAUGGACAGCAUGCCUGAGCUCCAGAAACUGCAGCAGCUGAAAGACGAGACUGGAGAGCUGUCAUCUGCAGACGAGAAGCGCUAUCGGGCCCUGAAACGGACGGCUGAACGGGAAUUGCUCAUGAACGCGGAUGUCAUCUGCUGCACCUGUGUGGGAGCCGGUGACCCCCGGCUGGCGAAAAUGCAGUUCCGCUCCAUUCUGAUUGAUGAGAGCACCCAGGCCACCGAGCCAGAAUGCAUGGUGCCCGUGGUCCUUGGGGCGAAGCAGCUGAUCCUGGUGGGCGACCAUUGCCAGCUGGGCCCCGUUGUGAUGUGCAAGAAGGCGGCCAAAGCCGGGCUCUCUCAGUCUCUCUUUGAGCGGCUGGUGGUGCUGGGCAUCCGGCCCAUCCGCUUGCAGGUGCAAUACCGCAUGCACCCGGCCCUGAGCGCUUUCCCUUCCAACAUCUUCUAUGAGGGCUCGCUCCAGAAUGGCGUCACUGCAGCGGACCGUGUGAAGAAGGGAUUUGACUUCCAGUGGCCGCAGCUGGACAAGCCCAUGUUCUUCUACGUGACUCAGGGGCAAGAGGAAAUCGCCAGCUCCGGCACGUCUUACUUGAACAGGACAGAAGCUGCGAAUGUGGAGAAGAUCACCACCAAGCUGCUGAAGGCUGGCGCCAAGCCUGACCAGAUCGGCAUCAUCACGCCCUACGAGGGGCAGCGCUCCUACCUGGUGCAGUACAUGCAGUUCAGCGGCUCCCUGCACACCAAGCUGUACCAGGAAGUGGAGAUUGCCAGCGUCGAUGCUUUCCAAGGGCGGGAGAAGGACUUCAUCAUCCUGUCUUGCGUCAGAGCCAACGAGCACCAAGGGAUCGGCUUCCUCAACGAUCCCCGGCGUCUCAAUGUCGCUCUCACCCGAGCAAGGUACGGCGUCAUUAUCGUCGGCAACCCCAAAGCCCUGUCCAAGCAACCCCUCUGGAAUCACCUGCUGAACUACUACAAGGAGCAGAAGGUGCUGGUUGAGGGACCGCUCAACAACCUCCGGGAGAGCCUCAUGCAGUUCAGCAAGCCCCGGAAACUCGUCAACACCAUCAACCCUGGAGCUCGCUUCAUGACGACUGCCAUGUAUGAUGCUCGUGAAGCUAUUAUCCCCGGAUCAGUAUACGACCGCAGCAGCCAAGGUCGGCCUUCCAACAUGUAUUUCCAAACGCACGAUCAGAUCGGGAUGAUCAGUGCCGGGCCCAGCCACGUCACGGCCAUGAACAUCCCCAUCCCGUUCAACCUGGUGAUGCCGCCCAUGCCGCCACCCGGGUAUUUUGGACAGGCCAACGGGCCAGCUGCCGGGCGUGGAAACCCCAAAGGCAAGACCAGCCGGGGUGGGCGUCAGAAGAGCCGCUUUGGGAUGCCGGGAGCCAGCCAGUCCAACCUCCCCAACAGCCAGGCCAGCCAAGACGUGGUCUCCCAGCCCUUCUCGCAGGGCCCCCUGACGCAGGGCUACAUCUCCAUGAGCCAGCCCUCCCAGAUGAGCCAGCCGGGCCUGUCUCAGCCAGAACUCUCGCAGGACAGCUAUCUUGGUGAUGAGUUUAAGUCUCAGAUCGAUGUGGCCCUCUCACAGGACUCGACUUACCAGGGGGAACGCGCGUAUCAACAUGGAGUGACGGGACUGUCACAGUAUUAGAGUGUUGCAGGAGGAGAGCUAAGCUUGUGUGGAGCUUAGUUCGUCAGCAUUUUAUUCUGGGUAAUAAAAAUAAAAUAAAAUGGAUACCUGUUUUCCACUGCUAAAACUGAAGCAACUCUGUGAGAGCAACAGGAGAGAAGGGAGAGGAAAAGAGAGAAACCAACAGAGAGGAGAGAAGAGAGCUCGAGAGAGAGAGAGAGAAAGAGAGAGAGAGAGACAAAGAGAGCCCACUGCUAGCUCACUGAGACGAGGAGACUGACCAGGGAUGAGACUGAGCGAGCAUCGGAGGACCGACUGGCACCUCGCUGGGGGGCAGCCAACUCGCCCCGGAAGAACUAAGUGGUCAGCGGAGAUCCCUCCCCCCUCCAUCCCCGUUGACGCAGAUCAAGAGAGAGAGAGAGAGAGAGAAGGACCCUGGAAGCCAGAUCACUCGAUUCCGUUCUUCUCGUUGCCAGCAGGGCUUCACUUUUCAGAGCAGGGUGGGGAAAGGAAAACCCCCCAUCUCAGAGUUGUUCAUGUACCAAUCUUCACACACACACACACACACACACACCCCAACACCAUUUUUUUCCUUUCAAAAAGAAAAAAAAGGCGGCAUCUGACGUUUUAGGGAGCAACUGCGUCCAGAAGGAGGAGAUCUGCCACGCUUGUUGGAGAGCAGCCAGCUGGUACCCGACUCUGAGAUGCACGGUUUUGCUGUCUGCAUCCCAGCUUUGAAACUCGCAUGCGGCGUCACCCACGUUCCUAAUGGGCUUUUGUGACAGGAUGGAGUUCUUUUUUGUGUUUUUUUUCCCUUUUUAAAAGAGAGAUGCUUUCAAAUAAGCACUGGAUAUUUUUGUAGAAGUUUGUCUCUGGUAGUUGGGGGAGGGGGGGAAAUCCUCAUGCUGCAAAGCUUAACAAAAAUCUAUAGAAACCCUUCAAAUGCUUAAAAAUUAGAGCGCCAAUCUUUGCUUAAGAUCUCUUCGGUGUGAUGUUGGUCGCUCGGCGUCUUCUUCGGACGGACGACAGCAGUUCUAGGGAGGCUGCCGGCGCAUCUGUGGCAGUGAGGUGGAGGGUUUUACGAGGGUGUGGUUUCAUCUGCUUUUAAUGGGUUCUGCUCUGUGAAAACAACUUUGUUUCUUUGGGGUUUCCCCCCCUGUAAGAUUUACCAUGCGCUUCACAAAAGGGGGAAUUUGUGCCCUUCGUCCCAGAGAAGAAAAAGGAUGCUGGCCUUUCUCUUAGCUCCCACUGACGAUGAGGAACUGUAGUGGAAACUGGGGAUUAUAUUGGUUUUGAAGUAAAGACUCCAUAAAAGAGGCGUUGGGCUAGGCAGGGAUGUUGGAAGGUGGCGGCUGAGCAGGAGGUAAUUCUUAGAGCAGAUGCGGGGCUGGGGCCUGAUUUUUUUUGUCAGGAGUUCUACACUGUGAGCGGGAAGUUGGAACCAGCUCGGGGCUCUGUAUUGACUCCCUCAAGUGGGCGGCUUCAGCCUACAGCGGCACAUCCACCUGGUCGGGGGCAUGGAAACCACUGCUUCCCUUGCGGAGAGCAGUUUGAUGUGCACCUAAAUGUUCCUGCAAAAAUUAAUGUGGGAAAUGGGAUUUCUGGUAAUCCCACGCGUUGGUUUCCUCCCUGGUGAUCUGUUGAGAAUUCCACCUCCCCAGUUGGCUGAGACUGUAGUUCAACCAACCACCCAGGGCUGUGGUGCUUUUCGAAAGACUUUCAAAUUUAAAGUUGGCUUUUCCCAUCAAAGGGCUCUAAACAUCUAAUAACGUGUGUGUUGUGGAACUCAAGGUAACUUCAUGAAUGUACUUGGGGAACUCCCUGUGUUUUUAAAGGAAAGUUGGCAAGCUGGCCUUCCUUCCAUGCCUUUCUCUCCCAAAAGUAGUCAUUCAGCAAGCAGUACUUGCACAAAGUCCUUUUUCUUUUUUCUUUUGCCCCUCCCAGAAAUACACCUUGCAGAUCUGGGAGGGGUAUAGCAGACUCCUGUGAGAACCAGAACCUCUGCCUAAAAACAAAGGUCGCUGUCUUCAACUGUGCAGGGUGGAAUUCCAGGACUCGAAAGACUUCGUCCAUGUGUGAGGGAAAAGGGGAAGCUGCCACCUUCCUUCCGGAAGAUGAAUUCUUAUUUAUUCAGACUGCCGGAGGGCUGCUCUUUCAUUUUAUUCUUGUUUCCCCCACCCCCUUAGGGUAGGCUGCAUAGCUGUGUAGGUUUUUUGAGCUAGAUACUAAGUGUGAACCAUUUUUUGUGUGUAAUGCAAUUCAUUAAUGUAGCCCCCCUUCCUCCCCCACACUAUCUUCCUCCCCCCAAGAUAUUUCACACGCUUGCCUCUGCUUUUUGCCAGCCUAUCUAUAUAAUUUUUUUCCUCUGCAGCAGCUACAAUUCUGAGUUCUUCUAUAAACCCACUGAGCCACUUGUGCUAGCACAGGUGUGUUGAACUCCACCCCCCCCAUCUGUUUGAAACUGUUUGUCAUCGAUAAAAAAAAUAAAGAGCUCUUGCAUUCAG
Hemicordylus capensis (graceful crag lizard) is the source of this 6164-nucleotide messenger RNA. It is a transcript of the gene UPF1, whose product is annotated as UPF1 RNA helicase and ATPase. Gene Ontology annotation, molecular function: ATP binding; zinc ion binding; RNA binding. Gene Ontology annotation, biological process: nuclear-transcribed mRNA catabolic process, nonsense-mediated decay. The record is from RefSeq and is a predicted model, not a curated record. Bases 274 to 3681 code for a protein of 1135 amino acids. NCBI's taxonomy places the organism in Eukaryota, Metazoa, Chordata, Lepidosauria, Squamata, Cordylidae. The transcript is spliced from 24 exons. Gene Ontology annotation, cellular component: cytoplasm.